CGGGUGGAUUAUUUUAAAAAGAAAAGAAAAAGGAAGUUGAUGGAAAUUAAAAAUAACAGCUAAGCAGCCAUAUUUCUCAGGGCCUGAGCGCGAUCGAAUGAUUAGCACGACCUUUGGGUGUCAGUCGUAUGCCCGGCAAUUCACUGCAGCUGUUUACCCUCCAAAAAAUCCCAAAAUUCCAAAUCACGGCGCCUUUUUUUACGAAUCCCCUUCUGGGUCUUGCUUUACAGUCCUCGAAUCGAAUUGGGUUAAUUUCAAUUUCAAAAUUCUGAUUUGAUCCGAUCUCAAUUCUUCAUAAACUCUGUCUCUUUCUGUUUACGACUUUUCAGACUUACUUGUGUUUCUGUAGAGUCCACUACUAGGUCAGUAAGUAGGGGUAGGGUUUCUGAAAGCAAAAGGUAGAGAGCAGAAGAUCAUGGAGCUCAGCGCCUUCUGGGUCCACGUGUCUGUCACGUGACUCUGAAGAUUUUCCUUUUGUUUCAGUCGUCGUCUUCCCUGAUCCUCUCUCUCUCUCUCUCUCUCUUUCCCCCCCUUCUCUAUGUUUGUGUGUAUAUGGCUUACCACCAGCAGCAGCAGCAGCAACAGCAAGGAGGUGGGCAGCUGUUCAAUUCCCCGUUCGGGGACACGACGUUGACGAAGGUGUUCGUGGGGGGGCUGGCCUGGGAGACCCAGAGCGACACUCUACGACGUCACUUCGAGCAGUUCGGCGACAUCCUCGAGGCCGUCGUCAUCACCGAUAAGAACACCGCCCGAUCCAAAGGCUAUGGCUUUGUCACAUUUCGUGAUCCCGAAUUUGCAAGAAGGGCUUGUUUGGAUCCCAAUCCUCUGAUCGAUGGCCGCAGAGCCAACUGCAAUCUUGCCUCUCUGGGUCGUCCCCGCCAACCUUUCCCUUUUCAUGGGCAAUUGAGAUCACCAGCUCCAAUCCUCGGUCGUGUGCAACCGCCUCGAGCUGCUUACAUGGGAAGCCCCAACCCUGCUUACCACCACCCUAUUCCUCAUGGUUACCAGCCUGGGUUCGUGUACCCAUCUUAUGGGUACACAGGAUAUGGACCUGAAUUUGUCUAUCCACAGGGUGCCUACAGUCCUUACAUGACUCAGCAGCAGUACCUUCAGAUAUAUGGGGUACCAGGCACCGUUAACCCUGGCGUAUAUUCAUAUGGACAAUUGGGUCAUUCACUCCCCGGGAGUCAUGGGUAUGCAACGGUUCAAAACUAUGGAGUUCCAGGUCAUCAUGUAAUGCAAUUUGGCGGCUCCAAUGUCGGUGCCGCAUCCCCAGCUGCCAUUCCGACGAUUCAAACACCAUAUCCUGCAGGUAUAAUUGCACCAGCUCCAGGACACACGCAGAUUAUGCUUCCUACUAAUUCUCCUCAGUUCACCAGUGGUUCCGAUCAAACUGCAGGUUGAGUGGUAAAUCAGAAAGGUCACAUCUUGAGGUCAUUCAUGGUGGUCAUCAGAGAUACUGCAAAGUCAGCUGUUAGAUGUUAGGAGGGUGGAAGAGCAUCAUGGGUUGUUGCUUUUUCACCUGGUGGUGUCUGUAAAAUAUGCCGUUGCUGUGCCACGUGGCUGAAAGCCGCUUGGCGCGAUAUUAUGGGUCAUUGCUGUUUGCCGGAAAUAUGGUUUUCCGGCUGCUACAGCGUAAUAAGAAUGUAAAUGUGUAAAUAACCCUAAACCCUCCCCUGUAUCAAAGAAAGAAUCAAAUACGAUUCGUUUCAGGGACUUGGGACCCAACAUAUGGGUUCACAGUCAAUUGUCUAGUCUCUCUCACACAUUGUAUUCAGCAGAAAAAGUCAUUGUUCAAUUUGAAUUUGUCUAUUCAAUCCGCAUUUCGUCA
Messenger RNA from Pyrus x bretschneideri (Chinese white pear), 1831 nucleotides. Its product is annotated as RNA-binding protein 24. The record is from RefSeq and is a predicted model, not a curated record. Lineage: Eukaryota; Viridiplantae; Streptophyta; Magnoliopsida; Rosales; Rosaceae. Gene Ontology annotation, molecular function: RNA binding.